Messenger RNA from Trifolium pratense (red clover), 3019 nucleotides. RefSeq names its product pentatricopeptide repeat-containing protein At1g15510, chloroplastic. The transcript has a single exon. NCBI's taxonomy places the organism in Eukaryota, Viridiplantae, Streptophyta, Magnoliopsida, Fabales, Fabaceae. Gene Ontology annotation, cellular component: intracellular membrane-bounded organelle. Gene Ontology annotation, biological process: RNA modification. Gene Ontology annotation, molecular function: protein binding; RNA binding; zinc ion binding. Bases 212 to 2830 code for a protein of 872 amino acids. The record is from RefSeq and is a predicted model, not a curated record.
AUUCUAUUGUAAGAUUAUGAAGUGAUUACUGGCUAGAAUUAGCAAGGGGAUAGAUAGUAAAUAUUCGAAGCAUGUGAUUAAGACAACAUUCAAAUUAAGACAAGAUAACAAGUUAUUUAUGGAUAAGAAACUGAAACAUAGACAUACUACAUUUUUACACUACAACACAAUUCACUUGAUUCAUCCUUAAACCCUGACAUCACAUGCUCCAAUGGCAUCUUUUGCUAAACCCUCUCAAUUCCAUCAUCCUCAAAGACGCCACCACCCCAUUAUUCCAACCACCUUCAUCAACACAAAGCUCAAAACUUUCACUUUCACUUCCACCAAAACCCUUAAACACUUUUGCAUCUCAAAUUCAUCCACCAACACAACCACUUCCUCAAUUAGUAGCAACAACCCAAAUUCUCAUAUUUGUCAACUAUGUCUUAUUUGGAACUUAGAUAGUGCUAUGAGUUACUUAGAAACUAUGCAUGAGCUUAAAGUUUCAGUUGAAGAAGAUUCAUAUAUUGCUUUGGUACGUUUAUGUGAGUGGAAAAGAGAUAGAAAACAUGGUUCUAAGGUUUAUUCUUAUAUUAGGAAAUCUUUUAUGAUGACCCAUUUGAGUCUUAAGCUUGGAAAUGCACUUAUGAGUAUGUUUGUUAGGUUUGGGAAUUUGGUUGAUGCUUGGUAUGUGUUUGCUAAAAUGCCUGAGAGGAAUUUGUUUACUUGGAAUGUUUUGGUUGGUGGUUAUGCUAAAGGUGGAUUUUUUUAUAAGGCUUUGAAUCUUUAUGAUAGGAUGUUGUGGGUUGGUUUUAGGCCUGAUAUGUAUACUUUUCCUUGUGUUUUGAGGACUUGUGGUGGUGUUCCUGAUUUGGUUAAGGGGAAAGAGAUUCAUGUUCAUGUUUUGAGAUUUGGGUUUGAGUCGGAUAUUGAUGUUGUUAAUUCAUUGAUAACUAUGUAUGUGAAAUGUGGUGAUAUUCAUGCUGCUAGGUUGGUGUUUGAUAAAAUGCCUAAAAAAGAUAGGAUUUCGUGGAAUGCGAUGAUUUCUGGGUGUUUUGAAAAUGGAGAGUGUUUGGAGGGGUUGAGAUUGUUUUGUAGGAUGAUUGAGCUUCCGAUUGAGCCGGAUUUGAUUACUAUGACAAGUGUGAUUACUGCAUGUGAGCUUAUAGGUGAUGAGAGAUUGGGGAGAGAGAUUCACGGUUAUGUUAUCAGAACCGAGUUCUCAAGAGAACCUUCGGUUCAUAAUUCAUUGAUACAGAUGUACUCAUCUGUCGGACUUGUUGAGGAAGCUGAAGAAGUCUUUUCUCGAACAGAAUGUAGAGAUGUUGUAUCGUGGACUGCAAUGAUAUCAGGUUAUGAGAAAAACUUGAUACAUCAGAAGGCUCUCGAGACGUAUAAAAUGAUGGAAGCAGAUGGUAUCGUUCCAGAUGAAGUCACCAUUGCGGUUGUACUUUCUGCUUGUUCUUGUUUGUGCGAUUUAGAUAUGGGGACAAACCUUCAUGAGGUGGCCAAGAAGACGGGGCUCAUUUUUUAUACUAAAGUUGCAAACGCACUAAUUGACAUGUAUGCCAAGUGUAAAUGCAUUGACAAAGCUUUAGAAGUUUUCCACUCAAUUUGCUUCAAGGAUAUUAUAUCUUGGACAUCUAUCAUCCUUGGCCUCAAGAUCAACAACCGAUGUUUUGACGCUUUGUUUUUCUUUAAGGAGAUGAUGCGCACACAAAAGCCGAACUCGGUUAGUUUAGUUUGUGUCCUAUCCGCAUGUGCUAGCAUAGGAGCUUUGACAUGUGGAAAAGAGAUCCAUGCUCAUGCAUUGAGAACUGGAGUAAGUUACAACGGUUUUGUGCCUAAUGCAAUCUUGGACAUGUAUGUAAGGUGUGGAAGAAUGAAAUAUGCAUGGAAACAAUUUUUCUCGUGUGAUCAAAAUGUUUCCACAUGGAACAUUUUGCUUACAGGAUACGCUGAGCAAGGGAAAGGAACACUUGCUACUGAGCUUUUUCAAAGAAUGGUAGGGUCAAAUGUCAUUCCUGAUGAAAUUACAUUUCUAUCUAUAUUAUGUGCUUGCAGCAGAUCUGGUAUGGUAGCUGAAGGCUUGGAAUAUUUCAACAGCAUGAAAUAUAGGUACUCUAUUAAACCUAAUCUGAAACACUACGCUUGUGUGGUUGAUUUAUUGGGCCGCGCUGGAAACUUGGAUGGCGCUUAUGAAUUCAUACAGAAAAUGCCAAUGAAACCAGACCAUGGAGUUUGGGGAGCCUUAUUAAAUGCAUGCAGGAUCCACCGCCGUGUUGAACUUGGAGAACUUGCUGCCAGAAAAAUCUUUCAAGAUGGUACAGCAGGAGCUGGCUAUUACUUUCUUUUGUCAAAUCUAUACGCUGACAACAACAUAUGGGACAAAGUUGCAGAAGUCAGACAAAUGAUGCGACAGAACAGUAUAAUAGUAGAUCCUGGAUGCAGCUGGGUGGAAAACAAGGGCACAGUGCACGCUUUUCUCAGUGGUGAUAACUUUCAUCCUCAAAUUAAGGAAAUAAAUGCACUUUUGGAGAGAUUUUAUGAGAAAAUGAAGGAAGCUGGUAUUCAAGGAUCAGAAAGUGAGACUCCUAUAGAUAUAAUCAAUGCUUCUAAGGCCGAUAUAUUUUGUGGACACAGUGAGAGAUUGGCCGUUGCAUUUGGACUUAUUAAUUCAGCUCCUGGAAUGCCUGUUUCGGUAACUAAGAAUCUGUAUAUGUGUCAAAGUUGUCAUAACACUGUCAAAUUUAUCUCGAAGGAGGUACGUAGAGAGAUUUCUGUCAGAGAGGCUGAGCGGUUUCACCAUUUCAAGGGAGGCAUAUGCUCUUGCAUGGAUGAAGGUUAUUAGUUUCAUCUUGAUUAGAAGGAAAAUUGUAGGAUAUGUAGCAUCAUAUUGAAAAUUUGGGAGUGUAAGUUAUUACAAGUUUCAAAUGUUGUAUUAUAUCAGUGAUUUGACGGGCCUAGGAAAUAUUGAUCAGCCCUAUGUAUAACAAUAUUUACAGAGAAAUGAAAACUAAAAAUGGUUAUGUAUGUUGCA